Molecule: messenger RNA, 1199 nt
Organism: Manis pentadactyla (Chinese pangolin)
Lineage: Eukaryota; Metazoa; Chordata; Mammalia; Pholidota; Manidae
Gene: TMEM234
Product: transmembrane protein 234
Exons: 5
Coding region: 125-547 (140 amino acids)
Source: RefSeq, a predicted model, not a curated record
ACCAUUCCGGCGGUGACGCGAAGAGAGCGACGGCGUGAGUAGAACCGGAAGAAGCUUUGGAGCCACUUCCGGAUAAUGGGUGUCUGCCCCUUCGUUCCCGGAAGUGGAAGGGAACGGCGUUGCCAUGGCGGCGUCUCUCGGGCAGGUGCUGGCUCUGGUGUUGGUGGCCGCUCUGUGGGGUGGCACACAGCCUCUACUGAAACGGGCCUCCUCCCGCCUGCAGCAGGUUCAUGAGCGGACCUGGGCCCGGCAGUUGCUGCAGGAGAUGAAGACCCUCUUCUUGAAUACUGAGUACCUGAUGCCCUUUUUCCUCAACCAGUGUGGCUCCCUUCUCUACUACCUCACUUUGACAUCAACAGAUCUGACCCUAGCUGUGCCCAUCAGUAACUCCCUAGCCAUCGUCUUCACAUUAAUUGUUGGGAAGGUCCUUGGAGAAGAUAUUGGUGGAAAACGAGCAUUCGCAGGCAUGGUGCUCACCGUGGCAGGAAUUACACUCUGCGUCACAAGCUCAAUGAACAAGACCCGGGGACAACUGUCUACCCUUUGAAUGGGCCAACGACACCCUCCAGCCCUGCUGUCUCCAGGAAGCCUCUGGGCCAUGAGCUGCAGGCAGUGAGAAGAUGGACCUGGCAUUUACCCUUCUGAGCCUCUGCUUCGGACUCUUACACGGCUAAUAGCUACCUCAUGGAUCACAGGAAGAGAACAAGAGAGCCUUGUAACUUUCAAGUACCAUUCAACUGCUGGGAUUUAGCACGAGAGACUUCACGCUCACUCAGCAACCAUUCUGCCCCAGCAGCUCUCCGCCUGCUGCCACAUCAGGCCCCCAGCCCAGCCACUGUUACUGCGGCCUGAUCUGGACUCUCACAGCAGUGGGGUCGAUGGACUGCAGAACCCCAGCUGCACAGAGGGCCAGCUACAGUCUUUGAUUCAGAAAUACAAACAAAAGGCCUUAGGGCUCAGUCAGGGAGGCUUGGCUGGCUGAGGAGGGAACUGAGGGGAAGAAGGUGCAUCAGAAUGGCAGGUGUAAGGGAGAUGAACUGUUUGUUAGCUUUGCAUCUCCCACCUGUGAGGUGGGUGGGAAACCUCAACUGCCUGCUCCUCUAAAACAGAUAGACACCUGUGAGCCCAGCACCACUAGGUCCAUUGUGUGAUGCAAUGCCUCAUGAGCAGGACCCUGUAAUAAAUCUGUAGUAAACAGA